Molecule: messenger RNA, 1299 nt
Organism: Erythranthe guttata (spotted monkey flower)
Lineage: Eukaryota; Viridiplantae; Streptophyta; Magnoliopsida; Lamiales; Phrymaceae
Source: RefSeq, a predicted model, not a curated record
AUGGAUGACGAAGAUGUUGGGGUGAUGAUGGAUUACGUUGAAAAAUUUUCAAUUAACGAAGUAUUUGUGAAAGUUACCUUAAAAGAUGGUAUGUUAGCAAAUGAGAACGUGGAUAUUUUUGAUUCACCAAAUGAAAACCAAAUCAUUACAGUUUAUGAAAAUGCAACGUCGGCUCGAAUAUCACCCGGGGGAUCACAGAACGAAAGGACAAUGUUGAGUGCAAAGUGGAGUUAUGUAAUACAAGAUGUGGGGCAAGUAUUUGAAGAAGGGGUGGAAAAUUUUAGAAAAUGUUUAGUAAAAUUUGCGUAUCAGUGCGGUUUUCAAUUUGAGUAUUUGAAGAAUGACAAAAGGAGGGUGACUGCUGUGUGCAAAUACAAAGAAGCUAAAGUUUUCCCUUGGAGGAUUCAUACUUUUGUAAACAUAAAUAAUGGAUUUUUCUACAUAAGAACUUUCAAUAAAUAUUGUGGUGUGGUACUAUGUCGUUCGAAAAAAAUUAGAAUAAGUACAGAAAUUGUGGGUGAAUUAAAGGUUGGUGACAUACGAAUCAUGCCACGAAUGACGCCUACCGAUGUUGUAGAACAAGUUAGGGAUAAGUACGGAAUCAACGUUACUUACUAUGUUGCGUGGAACGCAACUAACAAAGCCAGGGGAGCGGUUUUUGGCGAUCACCGAUCAUCAUACUCUGCGUUAAUUGCGUAUUUGAAGGAAGGAGAACGUGCCAAUCCUGGUAGUGUGUUCGAUGUACAAUACGUUCAAGAGACUUUGGCAUUCAAACGAUGCUUCAUUGCGUUUAGUGGAUGCUUAAUUGGUUUUCGCGCUUGUCGGCCAAUGAUACAAAUUGAUGGAACAUUUCUUAAGGGCAAAUUUGGCGGUAUUCUUCUCAGUGCCGUGUCAAAAGACGCUAACGAUGUUCACGGGGAAAACGAUGAUAACUGGGACUGGUUUUUAGCAUUGUUAAAAUAUGCAAUAAAAGACGAUCGUGUGUUCACGUUUAUUUCUGACAAGCAACAUGGCAUUCUGGUCAGGGUUAAAAAAGUGUUUCCAGACUCUUUUCACUCCUUCUGCCUCAAACACAUGACAGGUAAUUUGAACAACAAGUUUAAAGGGGUCCCAACUGGUUACAUGGAGGCAAUCGUUAGCCAAUUUAUAUCAUGUGUAUUUGAAUUCUCAAAGACAUCGUUCAACAAGAAGAUUGAGAAGCUCAAAGCCAGUGGGUCAACCAGAAUUGCCAAUUUUUUGAAUGACUUGCCUUAUCACAAUUGGGUUGCCUUAUCACAAUUGGGCGAAUGCGUAUUUUGA